Messenger RNA from Sparassis crispa, 2538 nucleotides. RefSeq names its product alpha/beta-hydrolase. Gene Ontology annotation, biological process: triglyceride catabolic process. Gene Ontology annotation, cellular component: cytosol. Lineage: Eukaryota; Fungi; Basidiomycota; Agaricomycetes; Polyporales; Sparassidaceae. Gene Ontology annotation, molecular function: triacylglycerol lipase activity; sterol ester esterase activity. The transcript is spliced from 10 exons. The coding region runs from base 1 to 2538 and encodes 845 amino acids. The record is from RefSeq and is a predicted model, not a curated record.
AUGAUUGACCAUCUCCUGGGCAGCCCAAGUCCGUCCUGGAAGCGCUCCCAGGUCUUCAUCGUGAUCAUCUUCUGGCUGUGGCGCAUCCUCCAUGGAAAUCCAAACGGCCCUUCUAUAUUAUGGAUGAGACGUGCGAAUAGAGUCCUGAAACGCUUCACGCCUUGGCAGCUUGUUGUGAGCACCCUGACCGGCGUAUAUGCCGUUCGACAUCUCGACAAGAUACUAGGUCUUGGAUCCCCAGAACCUCUUGCAAAUCUAUAUUCCCCAUCUUAUUACCGUGCUACAUGGAUCAUUACCGGGCUCGACGCUGGCUUCGCUACCGCGAUGACCAUACGCCCGAAAUGGCUUAAAGACCUCUGUUCCGUUCUGUUUUCCCUAUACUACAUAAUAUAUGCUACUGAGGCCGAUGAGAAGGUUCGCAAAUUCCGCGCUGUCCCUACGGUCGAGAUGCUCCGCACCACAUGGGAGAAGACAACCAAUCCUUAUAUCCGCGCUAUCACUCAUCUACCAAAGGUCACAAUCCGCCGGCGGCUCUUCCUGCCCCGCCCUGGCGACUCGACGUAUACCCGACCUAUAGUGGCUUGGUUGUUCUUCGCUCCUCCAGAACAUCAUCUCGCGCGCGCGACUGAUUUGAUACUCGACUUUCCCGGAGGUGGCUUCAUCUCCAUGACGCCAGAGCAUCACGAGGACCGUCUGCGUAUGUGGGCGGUGCGCACCGGCAAGCCAGUGCUGUCCAUUGAUUAUGGCAAGGCGCCGGAGUAUCCGUACCCCUAUGCGAUUGAUGAGUGUUUUGAUGCGUACCGUGUGUUGGUAGAGACCGGCGGCCAGCUCAUCGGCAUGAGUGGCGCAAAGUUCAACGUCGUGUUCUCAGGAGACUCGGCAGGCGCUCACAUCGCCGUAAACGUCAUGCUGAAAAUCUUGGAGACACAGAUCGUCGUGCCGCACCCUGUGGCGCUGAUGCUGAACUAUGCGACGCUGGACUUCAAUUUCACAUCGUGGAUGUCGCCCGAGAACCUCCGGGUACUGCGCACGGAGCAGUCCACGGGCCACCUCCGCGGGCUCGUCGAGCAGAAGGACCACCUGGGGCACAUCAGCCCGCUGUCCAUGGUCGGCGACCGCAAGCUGCGCAGGCGUAAGAGCUGGCGGGAUACGAUCCGCAAUUUGGGGUCCCCGACCGCGGAGAGGCCCAGCAGUGGACGGCCGCACCGCGCGAGUGUCAGCGUCAAGGCGGCGAAGGCCGAGGCCCGUGCGCACCGCGAUCGCUCCGCGGUCGAGGAGCCCGGCGACGUGGCCGAUGUGGAGGACGACGCGGCGACGGUCGUGCCCACUCGCGAAGAGGAGAAGCCUCUCCAGGCGAGGGUGCGAUUCCAGUUCGACGACCAGGCGGCGCUCGACGGGCCGAAGGAGGAAGCAGAGCGCACGGCCGAGGCCGCCGCUGCCCAAUUGCCGGCGGCGGCGGCGCAGAACGUCCCGCUCGGCACCAGACUCACCAUGACCAGCCGCACUGGGUAUUUUCAGGAUCGCAUCAUCUCCCCGAGCAUGAUGCGUUCCAUGGCCAUCCUGUACAUCGGGCCGCACCGCAACCCCGAGUUCGCGACGGACUACCGCAUCUCGCCGAUCCUCGCGCCGAGCGGGCUGCUGGCGCAGUUCCCGCCGCUGCUGAUGACGUGCGGGGAGAAGGACCCGUUCGUGGACGACACGGUGAUCUUUGCGGGGCGCGUGCGCGAGGCGAAGCGCGCGCGGCGGGAGGAGCUCGAGGUCGCGCUGGCGGGGCCGGCUGCGCGGUUCGGGGAGCACCUGCGGAUGAGCGUCAGGGAUGCGGACACGGACGAGGCGCUGCGGGCGCUGCGGCGCGAGGGCGAGGUGCUCGCUGGGCAGGGCGACGAGGACUGGGUGCAGAUGCAGAUCUACUCUGAUUGGAGCCACGGGUACCUGCAGAUGCCGAUGCUGAUGCGGGAGGCGGGGGAUGUGCUGUACGACCUUGGAGACUGGAUCGACGAGGCGUUCGCGAAGAGGGAGGGGGCGGCGGCGGCGGCGACGAGACACGAGGGCGCGAACGGGUCGGCGGGCACGAAGCGCGGGUCGCCGGUGCGGCGCGAGCUGAAGGAGCACGUUCCGAACGGGGAGGGGGCGGUGUCUGCGAGCGAGACGGAGACGGACGACUUGCUGACGUUUUCGCCGAAGAAGCGGUCGUCGCCGCCGUCGUCUGUGCACGAGCUCGAGGAGAAGACGAAGGCGGGGAGGACUGGGUCACCGGCUGCGGGUGCGAGAAAGUCUCACAGCCCGCACCGGGGGGAUGGAGCGGGGAUGGAGGGAGGGGUGCGGGAGGGGACGCCGACGCAGCGGAUUGACCUGUUGCACCUUAUUCCGUCGCAGGCGAACGGGCAAGGGACGGGGAGCGGAGGGCGACCGUCGCCUGCGAGGAGUGGGGCGGGGACGCCGGGGAAGGCGGGGCAGACGAUAUCAGAGUCUGAGCUGAUGAGACGGCGGCGGCUGCUGGAUGCGCAUCUGGUGACAUUUACGGACGCGGUGAAGUAA